This is a messenger RNA of Pyrus x bretschneideri (Chinese white pear), 1851 nucleotides long. Its product is annotated as lipoyl synthase, chloroplastic-like. NCBI's taxonomy places the organism in Eukaryota, Viridiplantae, Streptophyta, Magnoliopsida, Rosales, Rosaceae. Gene Ontology annotation, biological process: lipoate biosynthetic process. The record is from RefSeq and is a predicted model, not a curated record. The transcript has 5 exons. Gene Ontology annotation, molecular function: 4 iron, 4 sulfur cluster binding; lipoate synthase activity. The coding region runs from base 306 to 1412 and encodes 368 amino acids. Gene Ontology annotation, cellular component: mitochondrion; chloroplast.
ACAAGUGUAACAGCCCCUACGAAACCAAAUGGACACAUGACGGAAGUUACAAGGGGGAGCAAGGGUACAAGAACAUUGGACUGGAACGCGCCUUGAGGUACUAACAAGCUCUCCCUCCUCCUUCACAGUUCACACCUUCACCCUCGCACCUGGGUCCUUGUAUUUGCAGUUGCAAUUGCAGUUGCAGAGUAGUAAGUCCAAACUCCUAAACCCCUGGAUUGGAUUGGAUUGGAUUGGAUUGGAUUGGUGGGUUGUAGAAAUCUACAUAUUCUAGACAGGAAAUUGAGGAAGAAUUGAAGACGACGAUGAUUCAGCUGCAAUCCCAAGUUUCAUCAUCAUCAUCAUCUUGGCCAGUGGGCCCAAUCUCAUUUGAGGCUCCGAAAGGCCGGAUGUCUGCCUUGAAUGUACGAUCAGGAGGACGACGACGAGGAAUACGAUGUAAGGCGGUGGCGGUGGGAAUGGGGAUGGGAAUGGGGCCUUACACGGGGAGAGACCCAGAUGUGAAGAAGGCGGAAUGGCUAAGGCAGAAAGCCCCCCAGGGACACAUGUACAGGGAGGUCAAGGAGUCCUUGUCCCGUCUGAAUCUCAAGACGGUGUGCGAGGAGGCCCAGUGCCCUAACAUCGGCGAAUGUUGGAAUGGAGGUGGCGACGGCAUUUCCACUGCCACCAUCAUGCUCCUCGGAGACACCUGCACCCGCGGCUGUCGCUUCUGUGCCGUCAAGACCAGCCGGACUCCUCCACCUCCCGAUCCCAUGGAGCCUCUCCACACUGCCACCGCCGUUGCCAGCUGGGGCGUCGAUUAUAUUGUUUUAACCAGUGUCGAUCGCGAUGACCUGGCCGAUGGUGGAAGCGGACAUUUUGCUCGCACCGUCCAAGCCCUCAAGACUCUCAAGCCUGACAUCAUGGUUGAGUGUUUAACUUCCGACUUUCGCGGUGACAUGACGGCUGUACACACUCUGCUUUACUCUGGACUUGAUGUUUUUGCACACAACAUUGAGACCGUCAAACGCCUCCAGCGAAUUGUCAGAGACCCUCGCGCUGGGUAUGAGCAAAGCUUAUCUGUUCUAAGACAUGCAAAACAAAGCAAGAAGGGGAUGAUAACAAAAACUUCUAUAAUGUUGGGCCUGGGAGAAACAGACAAUGAGUUGAAGGAAACCAUGGCUGAUUUAAGGGCUAUAGAUGUUGAUAUAUUGACACUUGGACAAUAUUUACAGCCAACUCCAUUACAUUUGACUGUCAAAGAAUAUGUCGCCCCUGAGAAAUUUGUUUUCUGGAAGGAAUAUGGGGAGUCUAUUGGAUUUCGUUAUGUAGCCAGUGGCCCCUUGGUCCGGACCUCAUAUAGGGCAGGGGAACUGUUUGUUAAAACAAUGGUCAGGGAAAUGGCUAACAGCUCUACUGGUUUACCUCAGUAACUUGUGGACUUCAAUAUGGAUGGCUACUAAAACGGCAAUAAUUUGGUAGCUGCGUGAACAGCUGAAAAUAGGGCAAAGUUAUAGUUGCAAUGAGCUGAUGACCAUAAAUUGUUAGAGGGUCUGAAUUUCCAAGGUUUGCCAUAUAUAUAAAUUUUGGUUCAAUUGAGCAUGUUGAUGUGCCGCAAUCAUUUGUUUAUUAAUCAUAGUUUACUUUGGCAUUCCAGUUGCGAACACGGUUGGUGUCGGAAUGAGGAUUUUCCCAUCUUUCUGUUAACAUUUCAAUUCAGAUUAGGAGAGGAAAUAGAGUUACGUUGGUUGCAAACUUGCAAUUUCAAGUGGAUGGACGAGUACGAUGGUAGCUGCUUUGAUGAACAUUUGCAGUUGCCUUUGCUUAAAUAAAUAUGGAUAAUACUCAAUCAAUGAUAGGUUUUUGGGCCAA